This is a messenger RNA of Acromyrmex echinatior (Panamanian leafcutter ant), 670 nucleotides long. RefSeq names its product serine proteinase stubble-like. Gene Ontology annotation, molecular function: serine-type endopeptidase activity. Gene Ontology annotation, biological process: proteolysis. NCBI's taxonomy places the organism in Eukaryota, Metazoa, Arthropoda, Insecta, Hymenoptera, Formicidae. The record is from RefSeq and is a predicted model, not a curated record.
AUGGAAAAGGGGCCGAGAAGAAGAAGGAGCAAGACGGAGAGGGAGACGAAGAAGAACACGAGAGAACGGUCAUUGCCACUACCUCACCUCGAGAAGUACCCGAACGCUAGUUCGGAGUACGAGAGUCCCCGUCGGCACGAUAAGCGCCGGCCCCGAUAUGGUCUACUAUCCGUGGCUAUCCCGCAGUUUAGCUUGCCGUUUGUACCUAUUCGGCUUUACCUCUUACUUGUGUGGGGAGCUAACUUCCCUCUCUCAAGAGGACGCGAACGAGCGCGCGUGCUCGGCCGACGUGUGCGUCGUGGCCUGCCAAUUCUUCGUACAGGGGGAGCGAGCCCACAAGUGAACACCAGGAUCGGGGGAUCUAGAAGUCGCAAACCGAGCAAAACCAGUUCGAUAGGUGCCAGCCGUGGCGAGCAGGUCGAGCCCAUCAACACAUACUACUGGACGGAGCAUAGCAUCUUGACAGACAUAGAACGAUGUUUAGAUGUGCGACUGGCGAAAAUGAGCCUGGUCCAUCGUUAUCAGCAAUGUGUUGAUUUAUACUGUUGUUAUCCAAGUCCUAGUCCAAUGAACGUUCCUCAAUUUCAACUGGGAAAUAGCAUCGACAUAGUUUGGAAAGUUUCUCUGCAGUAACACGAUGUUUAAUAAUCGUAAUUCGAUUAAAUUGCCG